Messenger RNA from Erpetoichthys calabaricus (reedfish), 1041 nucleotides. RefSeq lists its product as uncharacterized. Lineage: Eukaryota; Metazoa; Chordata; Cladistia; Polypteriformes; Polypteridae. The coding region runs from base 137 to 766 and encodes 209 amino acids. The record is from RefSeq and is a predicted model, not a curated record. The transcript has 5 exons.
AAUAAGUCAAGACCUCAACAAGCAACUCCAUAAAGACCACCAGAAUAAGCUACAACAAUUGACACUGGAAAGAGAUGGCCUGAAGCGAAAACUUGAAAUACAAGAGAAAAGGUUGAAGACUGCAGUUUCUGAACAAAUGAACUACAGUGGACAUCUUUCAGAAAACAUUUUUGACCCUUGUCGAGAGUCAGAGCUCCUAAAUAUGUACCGAAGGCUGAAGAAGGAGAGCUGGCCCCACCUGAAAGACAGAGUUUUACAGUUUAAGGAAAGGAAACCAGUGCAGAUCAAUAGACUGGGUGCUACUAUUAUGAAGAGCUCUUUUGAAAAGUCACAAAAUGUUAUGAAGGAAAGAAUAGAGAACAUCAUGGCUUCCCUUGUUUUGGACUGUAGUAAGGAAUCAAAAGGAUCUGAAGCUAGAGGUGUUCUUGAAAAGGUCCAUGAAAACCAAAAAUUUCUACAAAUGAAAGUAUUGAGCUGCAACAUGAAUUUCUUAAUGGAAUCAGUUAAGGAUAUUUGCCAGUCUCAAAACCUGGGUGAGAAGGAAUUUUCUCUUUUCCAAGAAUUUGCAGCUGAAUGCUUCAGAGUGAGUGCACUAAUGUGUCUGCACAGUCCGGAGCUGCUGCCAUCCUGGGAGACUGAAGUCGAUGGCUUCAAUUUUAUUACAGGCUUAGAAGAAGAAAUGGUUAUUUUCCCAGCAAUUGCAAAUAAAAAACAAAUUGUGUGCCCUCCUGAAAUUGUUUCAUACAACUUAAGUGUAAGAAAAUAAAGUAAAUCACUAUAUCAUAUAGUAAUGUAAAAUAAAUAAAAUGCCAGAUGAUGUAUCAGGAUCUCACCUACUGUAAUGCAAUUUGUUGGUGUUAGUGGUGUUAGCCACAUUUUUCCCUGUGGAGCCAGCAAAGCUCCAUUUAAUCAUGUUAAAAAAAUUAUGAGAAAAGUUCAUAUUUGAAAGACCUCCAACUGGAGCCAACAAACAUGUAUUACUGCCACCUUGCUCUUCAAUGGAGGAGGUGGGAAGCCACAUUCCCUUUGACUUUUGAUAUG